AUGUCAUGGCCAGAGAACCACGAUAUACACAACGACCGACGAUUUGAUAGUGCCACCAGCCUUUUACUCGCAGCUCUCCCCCAGCUUUUGGGCACUAGCAGCACUGCAAGUGAAGAAAGCAGCACAUAUGGGUCCUCAAAAUCAGGACCCUGGGCUCCAUUUGAUCGUGACAAGCAUCAGUGGGAAACCCCGGACGUUAUCACUUGUGUGCAGUGCACAAAACCAUUCCGGGGCCGGUUCCAGCAUGGUAACUUAGCACGUCACAUUAAACAUAGCCAUGGAGCUGUUGAACUACAAUACCCUUGCUUUGUCUCUGGAUGCAACAAGUCUUAUAAGCGUACGGACGCCCGACUGAAGCAUAUUCGCAAACAACAUCCCGAGUCCCACUCUGCAUCCAUAAGCGACCACAAGGAAGUGGAUGACGUUGAGAUCGUUGCAGUCGGAAGCCACUUUGAUGAACCGGAACACCUUCAUUCAUCGAACAAGGCCAAGUGCGCUGCCCACCAGGGCUCGCCUCCAACACAGCCCUAUGCUCUUUCCUCGACCGAAGCGAUGUCGGAGCUUCACAUCGCCCGUAUGGUUCUCACGGCUCUAUACAAUGAUUUGGGCGAUGAAUAUCCGGCUUACGUCGCACAUUAUCUUUCUAGUUGGUCUAGCAAAGUCGAACAGAUGCGUUUGGAUAGGGCUCGCGAUUAUGCAGCUUAUCCGAUGCUCAGAAUUAUCGAGCCCAUGUCGGCCAGCAGACCACUCCACACAGGAAAAACAGCUUGGCAGCAGGCUCAAGUGCAGGCGGCCGCCUAUCCAAAGGCCAAAUAUCAAAGGGCAAAGGCCGCGCCAUACGCGACAAGAGCAAGAGCUCCAGUCAGACUUCGGUCGCCGUCAAGGACAAUGCCCGGGAUGCGAAAGCAUACUCCAUUGGAUGCCCAUGCCACCAGCGAUGGCUUCUCAGACGCAAUAUAA
Messenger RNA from Plenodomus lingam JN3, 960 nucleotides. The record is from RefSeq and is a predicted model, not a curated record. NCBI's taxonomy places the organism in Eukaryota, Fungi, Ascomycota, Dothideomycetes, Pleosporales, Leptosphaeriaceae.